Messenger RNA from Xiphias gladius (swordfish), 2416 nucleotides. RefSeq names its product tRNA methyltransferase 44 homolog (gene trmt44). The transcript has 11 exons. NCBI's taxonomy places the organism in Eukaryota, Metazoa, Chordata, Actinopteri, Istiophoriformes, Xiphiidae. Gene Ontology annotation, molecular function: tRNA (uridine) methyltransferase activity; metal ion binding. The record is from RefSeq and is a predicted model, not a curated record. Gene Ontology annotation, biological process: tRNA methylation. The coding region runs from base 29 to 1951 and encodes 640 amino acids.
GCCCCCUCGUCGUGUCUGAAGCUCAAUUAUGCCAAAGCUCUUCGAUAUAAAGUUUCCAGGAGACUGUAGGACUCUUCCCGAGGGCUUCUGGUCAGCUAUAGAUGUGUGGAUAAAGAAACCCCACGUUGUAAACAAGCGUCUCUGCGGGGCUAAAGAGACGGAGAGUAAAGAUGUGGACGGGGAGGACGCGCGGUUCCUGCCGGGUGAUCCUGUCCCCGAACUCCCUCAUGAUGUGUUGUCCUUCCUGACCAGCAAGGCGUCACCUGCGCCGACGCACGCCAGGGACAAAAAACCCUGGUCCUCUACCGUCAGGACGUUUAUUCCCAAAGUAAACAGUUAUGGGACAAGCCUGCAUAAAGAAGCAGUCCUGAGAGACUUUGGCAGACAACAAGUGACCUUUCUUCCAUUGGAAGAGGAUGCAGGGGGGCAGGUGUCUCUGAAGAGGGGCAACAUCUACCAGAUUCAGCUCUGCAAUCAGGACUGUGAGGACUGGUCCUUGGAGCUGCACGUCUUGACUCCAGACGCGUGGUUCUCCGAUGGUGUGGCGUACCCCAGGCUGCCCUGGCUGUCCUCAGAUCUGCUGCCUAAACUGGUGCGUUGGGCCGCCGAGUGCAAGAGCUGCGAGUUCAAGAGCACCUUGUCCCUGCUGCCGGUGGAGAAGUACAGCCUGGUGUACCAGCAGCUGAAAGACAAGUACAAGGCCAUGGUCAAGGUUUGGCCUGAGGUGACAGAUCCUGAGAAGUUUGUCUAUGAGGAUGUUGCCAUUGCUACAUAUCUCCUGGUGCUGUGGGCUGAGGAGCGGGCAGAGAAAGGUCUCGCUGCCAGACAGUCCUUCGUGGACCUCGGCUGUGGAAACGGCCUCCUGGUUCACAUACUGACCAAUGAAGGGCACCCCGGGAAGGGUAUCGACGUCCGGAGGAGGAAGAUCUGGGACAUGUACGGCCCCCAGGCUCUGCUAGAGGAAAACGCAAUUACUCCCAGUGAGAGCUGCUUAUUCCCGGGUGCGGACUGGCUGAUUGGGAACCACUCGGACGAGCUCACGCCGUGGAUCCCCAUUAUAGCAGCCAGGUCAUCUUACUCCUGCCGGUACUUUGUCCUCCCCUGCUGUUUCUUUGACUUCUAUGGAAAAUACCAGAGGCGCCAGUGUAAGAAGUCUCAGUAUAAAGAAUACAUCGAUUUCAUCACUGAGGUCAGCCAUGUCAGUGGCUUCCACACUGAAGAGGACUGCCUGAGAAUACCAUCCACCAAACGGGUCUGUUUGGUGGGAAAGUCGAGAAACUACCAGCUAUCUGAUGAGGCCGAGGCAGAGCAACGAAGAACUCGUUACAUCCAGAGCCGACAAUCCACACCUGGGGUCACAGUUCAAGGGUCAGACAUCAGAAAUGAUGGGGACUGUUGCCAUGAGAAUGCAGACAGUGACAGGACCCCUGGGAGCAGCUGGGGAGCAGGGUUCCAGCCCCGAGACAGGGUUGAAAUUGUUCGAAACUGCUCCGCUCUCCCCCGGGACUUCGUUGAUGGUGUUGUCUUGCAGGUUGCUAAUGUUCUUCUGGGAAUGACUGUGGAUGAUGGCAGGGGGUCCUCCAGCGACUGGAACCGAGGAGGAAGCCUCUCUUUGAGCGAGACCGCCGGGCUGUUGGAGCAGGAAACCCUGCAGCUCCUGAAGAAGGAGUGUGGAGGCCUUCAGACGCUGCUCAAGAACAACCAUCAAGUCUUCAGAGUGGAAGGAGGGAGGGUGUAUAUAAGAGACUGGCGGGACAGGAAGUCUUCCAGGGCAGAUACCAAGAGGAAGCCUGUUGCUCCUGGCGCCAUGAAAACCCGUCCCUGCUGGUUUCACGCCCACCACCCUCAGGGCUGCCCUCUGCAGGCUGAACACUGUGCCUUCGCCCACGGCCCUGAUGACCUCCGACCCUCAACCAGACCUCUGAAGAAGAUAAAAAAUUAUGCUUUUUGAUGGGAUCAGUCCUCCUGAACACUUACGAUGAACUCGUUUUUUUUCCAUUUAUUCUUAAAUUGCUCCCAACAGAAAAUGAACCACUGAGUUCAAGCAACUAAACAUCGAUGAGUAAGUAGAUUUCCAUCAAAGGAUGAACCUGCUGUCAAAACCCACAUGUCUGCUCCUGCAGCCGCACAGAGAAAGACGUUUUGGUCAGAGCAGUGUGAGUUUUAUUGAUGUACUGUUACAUCAUUUCUGGGAAUUGCGGUCUUGAAAUUUCACAGUGUCCGCUCUCUCUUCUGUGUGAGCGAAGUCUGCCAAAAUGUGAUGCUUCCUGGUGGAGCUUCAGGUUUCACUGUUGGAGCUCGCUGGCACCCCUGGGAUAUCUUCUGAAGUUUAAUUUCAAAGGAUUCAUUUGCCUUUCUUUUUACUUAUUUAAGAAGUGGACCUUUUAUAAAGUUCAGAAAUCUGUAUUUACUGUAU